Messenger RNA from Diuraphis noxia (Russian wheat aphid), 642 nucleotides. RefSeq lists its product as uncharacterized. Lineage: Eukaryota; Metazoa; Arthropoda; Insecta; Hemiptera; Aphididae. The record is from RefSeq and is a predicted model, not a curated record.
AUGGUUCUUAUGUGCUCUGUGAGAAGCUGUAAAACCAAACAUUCCAAAAAUUCUGACAUAAAGUUCCACAAGUUUCCUACAAAUGAAGAGUUUAAAAGCAAAUGGUUAUUAGCCAUUAAUAAUGAAAGUUGGUUUGUGCCAUCCCAGCAUUCUGCUGUACUUCAUCAUUCAAAAGACAACGACAGUGACRGAACUAUAUUUGAUUCAAAUGAUAGCGAUGUUAUAGUGAACACUGGAGUWGUCAAUGRUUUUGUAGAAGAUGGUAUAUUAUUGUCAGAAAUAUCAAAUAAUUCUAAAGUGGAUCUUGAAAACUCAGUUGUACAACAGCAACAUGAAGAAAAUAAUAUUAGUAUGAAUUCAUCAACCUMAAMAAAAACACCUCCACAAAAGAGAAGAAAACUAUUUCGUUACUUGGGAGAUUAUGAAGAAGAAGAUUUGGAAACCCCUAGAAAGAGGAAAAUGUUUUGGACUGUUUAUAAAAAAACCUUGGAAAAAAAAGCCAAUACCGAAAGACUGUUAAGACAAAAAAAUCAUAGAUUGCAAGCUAAAAUAAGGACAUUAAAUACAUUAAUUGAUAGUUUACAAGCCGAUAACAAAAYUACAGCCAAUUGUUCCAAUAUUUUACUAGACAUACUAGAUUAA